This is a messenger RNA of Lytechinus variegatus (green sea urchin), 4050 nucleotides long. Its product is annotated as cell wall protein IFF6-like. Lineage: Eukaryota; Metazoa; Echinodermata; Echinoidea; Temnopleuroida; Toxopneustidae. The record is from RefSeq and is a predicted model, not a curated record. The coding region runs from base 3342 to 4040 and encodes 232 amino acids. The transcript has a single exon.
GGAUUAUAAGGAACAUUAUCAACUGAAAAUUUGUUUGCAAUAAAAAGAAAUUCAUGUUUAGAUCUAGGCCUAAUAACAUUGGAAUUUGGACUAGAUCUAGAGUUGUAGACCUCUAUUGGUUAAUCAACGUUAGACUUGGGCCUGUGAGUGAUUGUCGACAUGGCUAGACUCUAGAGUCUCUAGAUCUAGAAAUCUACUCUAAAUUUUACUCAUAGACCAAUGACAUUUUUAAAAAUUUUAUUUGGGGGCUUAUUAUACUUAUAUAUAGAUCUAGACCCCCCUACACUACAGGCCCAGCUAGACUAUGUCGUGUUUGCUCGGGAAAAAAUACAAUAAGGCAAAAACGCAAAGGGGUCUCAGGUGAUUUUGCCCCUGAAAGUGAAAUGGCCACAAUAGCUGCCAUUAAAAAAAUUAUCUAGCAUAUUUGAAUUUUAUCAGCUUUUUAAAUUCUAAAAAGCAAGUAUAAUAUAUUCUUUCAUUUCUGCAGUUUUCCUUUCAUCAUGUUGACUAAAAAUGUCUUUACAAGUUUAAACUUCCAAUUUACGUGGAAAAGCAAAUUGUUUGAUGUUCCAUAAUAUUGUAUUGCAUAUAUACAGUAGAUCUUGGCCUAGAUCUAUAGAUCUAACGUUAGAUCUACGAGACCAUGGGUGAUGAGAUGGUAGACGAGACCCACUUCCAGUUCCGUGGUCAAACCUUUCUAAUUACAAAUACAAUGUUGAACAAAAAAUAAAUAUUGAAUAUGAAGUUAAAUUUUUCAGGGGAAGUUAUUUUCCAUUUUGUUUACAUUUUUUUAAAACAAUUUUUCACCCUCGAUUGUGUGUAUGAAGUGACAUCCCAGCAAACACAAAAUGUUUCUGAAAUGUUUGGGGUUUAACAUUUUUUAAACAUAUUGUAUGAUAUUUAAUAAUUACUUAAUGUUCUGAAUUUUUGCAUUCUAAAAUAGUCACAAAGUUUGAUUUCUGAGAAAAAGUGGAAAUUAUCAACAUAAUUUAUGUACUCCAUCAUAAAGGCCAAUGGAAAAUACAUUCUUGUAUACAACUGUAUGACACAAAAUCUACUUGACUAUAAAUUGAACUCAGAAUAUGGAUUGUGGUUCCUUGCAAGAAUUCGAGUCUUAAUUUCAUACAAUAAACAAAAUAGAGUAUGAUAAAAUGAAACUGUUUAAUGACCUUUGGGAUACGAUGCAGCUGACCGAUCAUGAAAAUUAAACCUUGAAAAAUGUAUCGUGGUAUGAGUAAGUUUUGGCCCAUUUACCAGGACUAGCAGAAUUUUUAUGCGUUGAGUCUAUUAAUAAUUUUUUUUUAAGAUGGUGAUCUGACACCAUGUCCAGAUGGUCACGGUGAUAAAAAAGCAUGAAGUUCAAAUUGCUUGACAUUGGCUUAACUAUAAAAUGAAAGAAAGAAAUGCAAUAAGCUUUAUUCUGUCUCAAUUGUUUUUUUUUUCUUCUUCUUUCUUUCUUGUCUAUAGUAAUGGAUCAGGUUUGGAAAAUUGAGAAGACUAUCAAGACCAGGAUUAUAAAGGUAAAUUGUAUUUUGGAAAGAAUGUAAAAUUAAGGUGUCUCAUAAAGAGCAAAUUUGCCCAUUUGAUAUCAACACAAAUAAAAACAUGUCCUAUAGGCCUACAUGUACAUCAACUUUUGAAAUGAAUUAGGCUAACUGAUUUCAAUGAGAACCCAAAAGCAGCUAAUUAAUCGAUUUGUUGGCUCAGUCAGUAGCGCGUCCACCUCAUAAGCGAUCGGGAGGUUGUGUGUUUGAUACCUGGCCAUGUCAUACAAGACUUUUAAAGAUGGGAGUUGCUGCUUCCUUGUUUGGCAUUCAACAUUUGAAUGUAGAUCUGGCAUUGCUCAGUGGCUGCCUAGCCCAAGAUCAAUGGGGCAAAGAGAAUUUCCAUUUCGGACAACAUUAAGAAUUUUAUUUUUUUGGUUUUGCUUUUGUUUUUUUGUUUUUUUUUACUGUAAUGGUGAUUGGUGAAACAUACAAUAUGAAGUCUAUGAACAGAGUACAAGCAAAAAAAACCUACAUGCAGGGUGUCCUCUGUUGGAUACCAAUAUUGUUUAUGGUUCUUGGAUAAUUAGACCUUUAGAAAACAAUUAAAACACAUUAUUCCUGUGUCCAAACUAAGUUUUUAUUUUACCCACCCACUUGAAGACACAUCACUCGAUUUAGAACUGUCAUUUCAUGAAGGGUGUGUUUUUAUACUUUACAAGUACAUUCUAUAGAACUUUACUAUUCAAAUGAGGACAUCAAUAUUCUGUGUAUAAAAUAUUAUGCAUUUUGCAUAGACGUAUACGAUUAACAACCAGAUAAUUCACUUAAAUUUUGAACAAUUGAUUUUUGUUCUUCAGAGUACAUGUAAUUUUAAUGUAAAGGAAAUUGGGCAGGAAAACACAUACAUGUAGUUCAAGUAUUAUAAAGGUCUACAGUCAAACACUGAGCUCCAAAUCCAGUGUGCAGGGGUGACAAUUAUGACCUCUGUGGAACUCAAAAUUAUCUUUGACCCCACUUGACCUGGCCCCAAACCCUCGAAAACUUUGGUAAAGAUGAAAAUGUUGACAUGCCUCCUCAAAUCGUUGAACAUGAUUGUACAGAAGAUAAUCCAUUGACAUAUGCAGGGAUGCCAGUUUUCAGGCUAUUGCCUGAUUUCUGCACAUGAUAUAAUUAGCAUAAUUAGAAUAGUGACCUACAUGUAAUUAACAUUAUCUGUAAUACAUGGGAUAUGUUGCUAAUCUUAUUCCAAAAAACUCUGUAAACAUGGAUGAAAGGAAUAUCCACUGCUAUCCUUCAUGUAUAAACAAGGAAUUCAUUUAUGACACUUGUUUAAAUUUUGUUAGUAACUAGUGCUUAUGUCUUUAUGUAAUCAGCAUAAUGAGCUAAUAUGCAUAUUUUCCUAUGGGUAUCAUUUUCAUUGUUUAUCUAGAAAGUCACAGAAAGGUAUGAAAAUAUGCAUUUUCGCAUUUAAUGGGUCAUAAUAAUUCAUGCAUGAAUUAUCAUAGUGUUUAACUAGGUGGAAAACAAAGGCUCUACCUUUUCUUUAAUACGAUAUACCAUUCAAUAGAUUUUAUGGCAUAAUGUUUUUGUUUUUUUUUAAAUUAAUUUCCAGCAUAGUAAAUACAGUGUUGUUAAUGUUCAAAACGUGAGGGGGUUGAAUAAUUCUGCAUGCAACUGUAAGACAUUAUUUACGGGUUCCAUUUUCAAUCUCAUACAUGUACGGUAGGUCAAUGCCAGUGCAGUAACAUAUUUUUAUUUUUCAUUAUUUUGUUAUCAAAUAGGAUUGAUGCAUCUGAAGAAGAUUCUUGUUUGGCUCGUUAUGCGAAUGAUAAUCACAGGAAACCAAAUGCAGUCAUGAAGCAAAUGCGAUUUGGGGAAAAGUCCCACUUGUGCUUGUUUGCUUUGACUGAUAUACCAGCAAAUAGGGAAAUACGAUAUGAUUAUGGUAAUAAUAACCUGCCAUGGAGGAAGACCACACAGCAACCUGGUAACCUGCUGAACAAUCCUACCAGUAGUUCUUGCACAAAUGGAGAUGGUACAAGUGCCCCAACACAGCAAGUCAGCAACUCUCUUGGCAAUAGUUCCAGCACAACUAGAGAAGUUGCAAGUGCCGCGACACAGCAAGUCAGCAACUCUCUUGGCAAUAGUUCCAGCACAACUAGAGAAGUUGCAAGUGCCGCGACACAGCAACCCAGCAAAAAUUCCAGCACAAUAAGAGAUGGUACAAGUGCCCCAACACAACAACUUGGUAAAUCACUCUGCAAUUCUACUGAUACUUCUACCGAUACUAGCACAACUGGAGAUCAUGCAUGUGCUCCAACACAGAACAACCUGCUUGAUGGCAAUAGUUCCAGCAUAACCAGAGAUGAUACAAGUGCCCCAACACAGCAACUUGGCAACCCACUCGGCAAUGCUAUUAGUAUUUCUACCACAACCAGAGACAGUACAAGUGCCCCAACACAGCAAGUCAGCAACUGUCUUGGCAAUAGUUCCAGCACAAGAAGGGAAGGAGCAAGUGCAGUAACGCAGCAACUCGCUCAGCAAUCCUACUAGUAUUUCCAGU